Messenger RNA from Trichoderma atroviride IMI 206040, 171 nucleotides. The record is from RefSeq and is a predicted model, not a curated record. Lineage: Eukaryota; Fungi; Ascomycota; Sordariomycetes; Hypocreales; Hypocreaceae.
CUCAGAAACUGCUUUGGACCGGCCGAGUCUUCAAUCUACUGUGCGUGGAACGGGCCAAUUCAAGCUCAAAGCGAAUCGGUAUGUAUUGAAAAGCUGCUUUCCAGUCGAAACUUGUUGGUCUCUCAGCCUCAUAAUCCUCACGCUCUAGUCCCUAACGGGUGUGUUGGAUAG